Molecule: messenger RNA, 582 nt
Organism: Hyaloscypha bicolor E
Lineage: Eukaryota; Fungi; Ascomycota; Leotiomycetes; Helotiales; Hyaloscyphaceae
Product: ARP2/3 complex, 21 kDa p21-Arc subunit
Exons: 4
Coding region: 1-582 (193 amino acids)
Biological process (GO): Arp2/3 complex-mediated actin nucleation; regulation of actin filament polymerization
Cellular component (GO): cytoskeleton; Arp2/3 protein complex
Molecular function (GO): actin filament binding
Source: RefSeq, a predicted model, not a curated record
AUGCCGGCAUACAACUCCAUCUUCAACCAGGACUCCUCCUCCACCACCUCGCAAGUAAUCGGCAACUUCCCGCUCCUGCCCCUCCGAACCCGCGUCCGUGGCCCCGCCUACACUUUACCCCUCGACGCCUCCUUACCCGCGCACCUCAGUCCGGAGCCGGAUAGUGAGAGCUACGAUGCGCUGGACGAGGUGCUGAGUCUGUUCCGGGCGAACACAUUUUUCCGCAACUUUGAGAUCCAGGGCCCGGCGGAUCGGCUGAUGAUUUAUGGGAUACUAUGGGUUAGCGAGUGCCUGGGGAAGAUUAGGCCUAGUAUGAGUGGGAGAGAGGCACAGAAAGAAGUCCAGAAUAUAGCGCUAGACAACAAUUUCGCGAUUCCAGGCGAUCCGGGAUUUCCUCUGAACCAGAUGUUUAACCCCCCCACCAAUCGUCAAGAAGCCGAAAUCCUGCGACAGUACCUUGCACAAGUACGCCAAGAGCUCGCGAGCAGGCUGCUAGCGAGGAUAUACGAGGAUGGCACGGAUAAGCCAAGUAAAUGGUGGCUAAGCUUUGCGAAGAGGAAGUUUAUGGGGAAGAGCUUGUGA